AUGUUCCGCUUUCACAAGACACUCGACAUCGUCACCCUCUUCCACAAGGCGAGCUCGCCCGCCUCCGUGAGGGUUGCCAACAUCCUCAAGCAGGUGUCCGCCAACGCUACCGCUGGUGCGACCGAGGAUCAGGCCAGCGAUCAUAGCGUGCAGACCAACCCUAAGAAGGCCCGCGCCGAAUUCGAGCUCAACAUCACCGAGGACAGCCCCACCGCCGACCAGGUCAAGACCAUCUUGGAGUACGUCGGAAAGAGCAAGAUCCCUUCCAUUAUCAAGGGCGCCUCCACCGAGCAGGAAGCUCUAAGGAAAUUCCAGCAGAGCACGGACAACUUCCAGAGACCUGUGGUUGUGGAUUGGAACAAUGGAAAGGCAGUAGCUGGGGACAACGAGUCUGAAAUUCUUAAGAUGCUCAACGAUCUGAACAAGAACUGA
Messenger RNA from Colletotrichum truncatum, 432 nucleotides. RefSeq lists its product as uncharacterized. The record is from RefSeq and is a predicted model, not a curated record. Gene Ontology annotation, cellular component: mitochondrion. Gene Ontology annotation, molecular function: oxidoreductase activity. NCBI's taxonomy places the organism in Eukaryota, Fungi, Ascomycota, Sordariomycetes, Glomerellales, Glomerellaceae.